Linnemannia hyalina is the source of this 1752-nucleotide messenger RNA. The record is from the annotation of a GenBank genome assembly. Lineage: Eukaryota; Fungi; Mortierellomycota; Mortierellomycetes; Mortierellales; Mortierellaceae.
AUGGGUUCACAACCAAGCAAGCAAGAGACAGCAAUCGAAGCUUGUCUCGCAGACUUUCCCGACCACGAACGCACAAGCGUCCUCGACCUUUUUGACAAACUCUGCAAGGGCGUUACACCUUCAACAACAGCCACACAGGACACCAAAAAGAGCGGGCACCAUGGAAACGACCAGGAGACUAUCGACCCACAACAGUUCAUCGCCUUCUUCAGUCCGCUCCUCCCACCACCACUGUUGACUUGCUUCAGGGUCACGAUGCAGAUGCAUUCUGCCAUCUAUGAUUCGUCCUUGCCUACCACCGAUACGACCAAAAGCGGGCACGCCGACGGAGGAGCAGGCAAUCGUGCCUCCCGUCGCCAGGGGCUGACGCGCUCGACUUCUGUGGACUCGACGACUCGGAUUUCGAAAUACGGUUGGGUCAUGACGAUUCAUCGACUGUCCAAGACGAGUAUUGAAGAGCAGGCAGGGCUGAGUUUCAUGCUGCAGACGCAUGACAGGUCGUUGGAAAGUUUUGUCGCGAAUGUGACUCGAGCGGUGAUGGUGUUUUGGUUGGCGGGCGAGGUUGGGUCUUGGAAGGAUAUUUCUGAAGAGGAUGUUGAGGGUACCACAGGAUUCUUGCUGACAAGUCAUUUAAAGAAGGGGAGGUCUGGGAAGAGUGAGUUUGAGAGUGAUGACGAGGAUGAGGGUGCUGUUAAUGGGUUGGAUAAGGCGGGGCAGGAUUGGUUGGAGUCGGCGACGAAGCUGGAUGGACAGGGACAGCCGAGUGGAAAGGAGAUGAGUCGGUCGGCGUUCUUGAACUGGUACCAGGAGACGGUUGAGUAUCAGAUCAUGUUUACGAUCUUGAUCCAGAACUUGUUCCUGGGACAGUCGACGUUGAUGGGAGCUGAUGCCACCAAUGCGGGCGCGACACCAAGGAAGAGGACCAAGAUGUCUGCAGAGGUAGAGAACAAGCUGUGCCAGAAGAACUAUAUUGCUCCCAGGAUCAGAGGCGGGAUUGACGCUGCUCCUCAUUACUCUCGCCUGCUGACCGUUGCGGACUUUUUUCAGCUUCGGUAUGCCCUGCCGACGCCCAUCUACAACAUGACCGCAUCGAACGGUCCGGCACAGAAGGGGUCUUCUGGCGGAGGCGGUCAGGAGCAGAGCCUGUCAGAGACGCGUUCAACCCCUCCACUCAAGCUUCUCUUCUCCUCCAAAACCUCAGGCGCCUCCUUCUCAACCCUCCUCCAAAAGAUCACUUACCAAGGCCCGACCCUAAUCGUCAUGAAAGACGAAGACGGUUACAUCUUUGGAGCCUACGCGGACCAGGAUUGGGAACAAGGGCCCAAAUUCUACGGAACCGAUCGCAGUUUCCUGUUCACCAUCCGACCCACAUUCAGGAUUUAUCGCCCUAGCCAAGGAGUCAACAGCAACUUCCAGUACCUGGAUUCGGGCACCAAGACGUUGCCGAACGGGAUUGGGUUUGGAGGCCAGUUGAGGUAUUUUGGCCUUUGGCUCGCGAGCGAUUUCCAGACGGGCCAGUCGGCUGCGGAACCGUUGUGCUCGACGUUCCAGUCGCCGAGGUUGUCUAAGCAGCAGAACUUUAAGCUUGACGAGAUGGAAGUGCACCCCUCGACGAUUGACAGUGAAGAUUUGCCAAAGCACUCUGUGAUGGACGCGCACCCAGAAGCGGUUGCACUGCUUGAGAUGGCAAACCGCAAGAUGUACUCCAAGGACGUCCGUGAUUCCAAGAACAUCUACGACGACGACGACUAA